AUGGCUGCAUCACCGCUAGCAGCGCAAGACACCAAUGACAAAUGGGGCUUCGGUGAAGACCCAGAUAACAUGGGACCCAUGUCCAGUGCUGACCCCCUCGUCGACGACGCGCCUCUGGCAGCAGACGAAACGACUUCCGGGCAAAUGGCCAGCGGCUCUGGUCAUAAACGUACCUCCAGCGGUGACAACGGCGUUUUCUGGCAGCAAAACCGACUCCGGUCGCGAAAACCGAACAAAGUAUACAUUGGCGGUUUACCAGACCAUACACGCCAAGAGGACCUUCAAAGUUGUUUUGGAAAGAUUGGAAGGAUCACACACAUUGAAUUGAAAAUUGGUUACGGUUUUGUCGAAUUUGACAGCCGCGAGGCUGCCGAAGAAAGUGUUGCUAAAUACAACGAAGGUUAUUUUAUGGGUAACAAAAUACGAGUGGAGCUUUCCCACGGUCGCGGACGCACUGCCAGGCGCUCUGAUGAUCCCGGCGCAUGCUUCAGAUGCGGUGAAAUUGGUCAUUGGGCCAGGGAAUGCCCUCGUUUACAAUCGCGUCCUCCUAGGGGUUCUUCUCACGAGGUGGGGUUGAUUGAACGAUUACCACCUAGGGAUUAUUUGCCUCCUAGAGACUUCGGUCCCCCGGCGCGAUACCCUCCUCCACAGGAUGCGAGGUAUUAUGAUUAUCCGCCGCCGCCUCCUGGCAGAGAUUUACGGCGUCCCGUCUCGCCUAUAAGGGAACAGAGAGAUUAUUUAAUGGGGCCGCCUCUACGCACGCGCGAUUAUGAUGAUUUUAGAAUGAGGGGACCUCCGCCGCCACCUCCUUCCCGGUAUGAUCGCCCAUAUGACAGGGAUGCUCCACCGAGAGGCUAUCCUCCACCAAGGGACUUUGACCGGUAUGAAAGGCGUCCUCCGCCAGAUGAUAGGUACCCUCCCACGAAUUCGAGGCCUAGGACACCUCCUGGUCCCCCUCCUCGCCGCGAUGAUUACGAUAGACCGCUCCGGGAUUACAUUCCUAGGCCACUUACACCACCCCCACGCCAAUCGGACUACCCUCGUUCUCCCGAGCAGCCUCGCUAUCGUCGCCGCUCAAUGAGUCCUCCACCCCGCUCUGCGCAUUACGAUGCCUAUCCUGCCGCUAAUGGAUAUUCUGGCGACAGGUCUGCUCCUGACAAGCGUGUCAGAGACUAUCCCCCUCGCCGUGACGCCCCGGAAGUUGGCUAUAGGAGAGCCUAA
Molecule: messenger RNA, 1221 nt
Organism: Suillus subalutaceus
Lineage: Eukaryota; Fungi; Basidiomycota; Agaricomycetes; Boletales; Suillaceae
Exons: 8
Coding region: 1-1221 (406 amino acids)
Biological process (GO): mRNA splicing, via spliceosome
Cellular component (GO): nucleoplasm; ASAP complex; cytoplasm
Molecular function (GO): zinc ion binding; RNA binding
Source: RefSeq, a predicted model, not a curated record